This is a messenger RNA of Heteronotia binoei (common prickly gecko), 1962 nucleotides long. It is a transcript of the gene LRRC57, whose product is annotated as leucine rich repeat containing 57. Lineage: Eukaryota; Metazoa; Chordata; Lepidosauria; Squamata; Gekkonidae. Gene Ontology annotation, molecular function: protein binding. The record is from RefSeq and is a predicted model, not a curated record. The coding region runs from base 312 to 1028 and encodes 238 amino acids. The transcript is spliced from 6 exons.
CUGACGGUGGCGGAAGUCUAUCCGGUAAAGUGGAUAAUAUACUCCCCCCCCUCCAUUUAAGCUGUUAUUCGGGGGCGGGGCUCGCUCUUAUUAAUGGCAUCAGCUGAUCCUGACUGUAUCCAGGUCGCGCGUUUCAGGGUUGAAAGAAGGCAGCUGCCGAUUCUGAGUUUUGUGUGUUGCUAGGAUGCAAGGUGGCGGCUGUGGUUGCAGAAAAUAAAUUCCUGUAACUUAGUGCCGAGUGAGUGAAAGUUACUUGGCUGCAAUUGUUCCACUACGGCCAUUUUUUCGGUUUCUGAGUCAAGAACGGGAAGAUGGGGAACAGUGCCUUAAAAGCUCAUUUGGAGACUGCCCAGAAAACAGGGGUAUUCCAACUAACUGGAAAAGGCCUUUCAGAGUUUCCUGAAGAUCUGCAGAAGCUGACAAGCAAUCUCAGAACAAUAGAUUUGUCGAACAAUAAGAUCGAGACUUUGCCUCCAUUCAUGGGAAGAUUCUCUGUGCUGAAAAGCCUUGCCCUCAACCACAACAAACUGACUGCCCUGCCUGAGGAACUGUGCAAGCUGAAAAAACUUGAGGCUUUGCAUCUAAAUAGCAACCAUCUGCCACAGCUACCUGCUGCCUUUGGACAGCUCUCAGCACUGAAGACUCUGAGCCUUUCGGGAAACAAGCUCCGAACUGUACCUCCCCAGCUCUGUAGCCUUCGUCACUUAGAUGUGGUGGAUCUCUCCCGAAAUCAGAUCCAGAGUGUACCAGACACAGUGGGAGAACUGCAGGCCAUUGAACUGAAUUUAAAUCAGAAUCAGAUUGCACAGAUCUCAUCAGAGAUCUCUCACUGUCCUCGCCUCAAAGUCCUGCGUCUGGAAGAGAACUGUUUAGAACUAAGCAUGCUUCCUCAGAGUAUUCUCAGCGAUUCUCAGAUCUCUCUGCUUGCAGUAGAGGGCAAUCUCUUUGAAAUCAAGAAACUCAGAGAGCUAGAUGGGUAUGAUAAGUACAUGGAGAGAUUCACAGCCACAAAGAAAAAGUUUGCCUGAUGGAAUUUCAUCUUGUGAAGGAAAAGUUCAUGAAAUGUGGAUCAUACAUGCUGCUAGCCUGUUUGGAGAAGGAUAGCCAAGGUUUUGACUAAUGCCAAGGAGAGACCAGCUGUGCUGACUUUGCAGUGGUCUGGUAUGUAGACAUUUAAUGCUGCAGUGAAGCUAAGAUGCAGCCAGAUGUUUACAUUAAGAGCAGACAAAAAAGUCUGCCUUACGAGAUUCUCCAUCUUCAGGGAUCUUUGUGGAUUGCGAGAAAAAUCUUGUAUAUUACUUGAGCGGCAUCAGUUUGUUACAGUUGUCAGCAAGCUUGUGUUUUAAGGAAGUUAUAAGGAGAGUGAAUUUAAUAUGUCUAGGGAACACUUGCCAAGGAGCGCACUGAGGCUAUGUAACCGCUUAACAAUGCAAAGUCAUCUCUUUUCUGUAAAUGUCCUAUAGUGUAGAAGAGGCUGGCUCUGCUUUUUUAAAACUAUAUUUUAUGAAGCACAGAGUUAAUUUUAGUGUAGUGUUAAAAGAUUAAAACAUGUUUUGGCUUCACUUUACAAGGGCAGCCUAUGGUUGGCUUGUCUUCCACUUGAUGGUGAAAUGCACUACAAUUCAUUUCCAAGCAUGCUGAUGGAUGGUAUAUGUGACUGGACCUAGAUGUCCACACUGACUGCAUUGGGGGAGGGGAGAGAAGAGGACAUCCUUGCACUGUUUAUGGUGGUAGAACAAACUCAACUGCUUAAUUUGGUUGAUCACCUUUAUUAUUGCUGCCUUAUGCAAAGCACGCAGGAGGACCGAAAAAAUAUGCAACUACCCUGAAUAACUUGUAUAUUUUUACUUUAAACAACUUACAUCCACAAAUGUCUUAAGCUUUUUGGCACCUUGAGCAUUAAAGCUAUGUUAUAAACUAUUAACUUAUACUAUGAAUAAUAAAACAUAUGCAUAAUUAAAA